AUGCCUGCCGAAGCCAAGCACACAAAGACGUUGAUGGGUAACGGUACCAUAGACAAGCGUAACGAGAAUCUCAACCAUAUUGGCGCUGUUCACGAUCCCGCCUCGGCCAGAGGACCCCAUCUACAUCCAGUUGGGAUGUAUCACGAGCUCCAACGUCUCCAUGCCGACGCCAUCCAAAAGAACACCACAAAAUCACAUCCUUCGACAAGAAAUGGCAAUCUCAACACCCAACGUCCGGACCAACCGAGAAGUGCUUCUGUGGCCGAAGCAGCACAGAACGAGUACCGUCAUCCCACCCUACCGGUGUUGGAGAGAUCUGGAAUGCGCCACUGGUACACCGAAGGGCCACAUGAUCAGCCGUGGAAUUCCCUUCAGCUUGGAACUGGUGCUGCAUAUGAGCAUGAGCACAAGAAAGCAUGA
Molecule: messenger RNA, 420 nt
Organism: Endocarpon pusillum Z07020
Lineage: Eukaryota; Fungi; Ascomycota; Eurotiomycetes; Verrucariales; Verrucariaceae
Exons: 1
Coding region: 1-420 (139 amino acids)
Source: RefSeq, a predicted model, not a curated record